UAUCAUACGUAAAACUCGAAUCAAUCGAUUUUAAACUGAACUACAUAUUCUGUAGUUUUUUGGAUAUCGGUUUUUAUGAAAUAUGCAACACUAUUAGACAAGUAGACUAAUGAAAAAUAAAAAUUCUCUAAUCAAAUUUAAUGUAAAUAACCCAAAUUUUAAGAAUGAACACCAAAGCAAGAUAGUAAAAUAAAAAAAAGAAAUUAAUAUGUUUUUCAGAAAUGUUAAAUCAGCUGCGGAGUUUGCACUCUACUGUAAAUCACCGCUAUUUCUCCAGAGUUUACACAAUUUGGGAAAUGUUCGAUUACAACUGCGUAACUCAUUCCACAAGUCUCGGCAAGGAGUACGACGACCAAUUUCUGAACCCAACCCCUUAGAUGUUUUACAAAUAGAUUCAAGCCCUUUACAAGCUAAGAGUUUAUUAAAACCCUUCGUUUUUGCUGUUGGGGUAACAUCUCUAAGCUUAGCUGGUUGUGUCAUUUGGGAAUAUGAAAAGCUACGAUCUCACGCCACAUCCUUUCUUAAAAGACCAGGAGCAUGGUUAAAUACUCAUCAAAAGAGGUUUAAUGCACAAGCAAGAUCAGAACCUGGUCCGAUAAAGACAUGGUGGAGUUCUCUAAAAGAGAGUGAAAGGGUUUUUUAUCCCAUUCUUGCGGCAAAUGUAUUGGUAUUUGGUGCUUGGCGAGUAAGAGCAUUACAGCCUUACAUGGUUAAAUAUUUCUGUUCAAAUCCUUCUGGACGAGCUAAAUGUCUACCAAUGGUGUUAAGUACAUUUAGUCACUAUUCCACAUUACAUUUGGCAGCUAAUAUGUAUGUUCUUUAUAGCUUCAUGCCAGCUGCUGUAGCAUCAUUAGGAAAGGAACAGUUUGUUGCUAUGUAUCUCAGUGCUGGUGUUGUGAGCAGUUUUGCCAGCUUUUUAUAUAAAGUUUUACUCAAUCAGCCUGGCCUCAGUCUUGGAGCGUCAGGAGCAAUUAUGGCAGUGUUGUCAUAUGUAUGCAUGCAGUACCCUGAUACCAAAUUGAGUAUCAUAUUUUUACCUAUGUAUACUUUUGCUGCAGGUGCUGCUAUUAAAGUAAUAAUGAGUAUUGAUCUUGCUGGAGUUAUUCUUGGAUGGAAAUUUUUUGAUCAUGCAGCUCAUCUUGGUGGUGCAUUAUUUGGAAUGGCUUGGUGUUUCUGGGGUAAUUCACACAUUUGGGGCAACAGAGAUAAGUUCCUUCAGUAUUACCACAGGCUCAGAAAAGAUUCUAGAUAACAUUCUAAAGAAGACUAAAUUAA
Melitaea cinxia (Glanville fritillary) is the source of this 1275-nucleotide messenger RNA. It is a transcript of the gene rho-7, whose product is annotated as presenilins-associated rhomboid-like protein, mitochondrial. Lineage: Eukaryota; Metazoa; Arthropoda; Insecta; Lepidoptera; Nymphalidae. The record is from RefSeq and is a predicted model, not a curated record. Gene Ontology annotation, cellular component: membrane. Gene Ontology annotation, molecular function: serine-type endopeptidase activity. The transcript has 9 exons. Bases 209 to 1252 code for a protein of 347 amino acids.